Molecule: messenger RNA, 1158 nt
Organism: Aureobasidium melanogenum CBS 110374
Lineage: Eukaryota; Fungi; Ascomycota; Dothideomycetes; Dothideales; Saccotheciaceae
Product: Clavaminate synthase-like protein
Exons: 4
Coding region: 1-1158 (385 amino acids)
Source: RefSeq, a predicted model, not a curated record
AUGUCAUCUACCAGCGUGACUGAAGCUCCUACAAGCUACAAACUCGAGCUGCAUACUGCUUACGGUCCGGUCUUUCGUGAUGUCUUGAACACCAAACCACGCGAUGCUACCGAGGAAGAAGUGCCGAUCGUUGACCUCGCAGGCUUGUUCAGCAGCGCUGAGAGUCGCAAGAAAAUUGCCCAAGCCGUACGUACCGCAGGCACAAAUAUGGGUUUCUUCUAUAUCAAGAACCACGGCAUCGAUGACCAAGUGAUUGCAAAGGCAAAAUCUCAAUUCCUCAGUUUCAUCAAGCAAGACACCGAACUCAAGGAAAAGGUGUCGCAAGACAAGUCCAAGUACUUUAAUGGAUGGAAAGCUCCUCGCAGCACAAACAUCAGCCGUACCGAGUCGGUCGAUGUGAAGGAAAGUUUCAGCUGGCGCUACCAUCCCAAAAACGACCCUGACCAUCCUCAACCUCUAUCUUCUCUGCCCUCAGAAGUGCAACCCUGGAUCCGCGGAGAGGACUUUGUCUGGGAAGGAACUUCCCACCUCCCAGACUUCAAAACUGAUAUCCUGGCAUAUUGGAAAUCUUGUUUGCAGCUUGCAAGACAAUUGGUGAGGGUGUUUGCUCUGAGCCUGGACUUACCUGAGGAUUACUUCGAUUCGAGAACCACGUUUCCAGGUGCCGAUGGAGUGCUGAAUUACUACCCUGUAACCACGGCAGAAGAAACAGCAGCCAAUGCAGUGGGACUAGGUUCGCAUACAGACUUGCAACUUUUCACCUUACUCUGGCAAGAUGAGAUUGGCGGUCUGCAAGUCUUGACAAAAGACGGGCAGUGGAUCAAAGCAAAGCCAAGACCAGGGACCUUCGUUGUCAACAUCGGAGACUUCAUGAUGAGGCUUUCAAACGACUUCUUCAAGAGCACAGUGCAUAGGGUGUAUAACCAUGCACCUGUCGAGCGAGUCUCGAUGCCUUUCUUCUUCGGUUUGAACUUCAACUGCGUCGAAGGUGUCAUCCCAACAUGUACGAGUCCUGAGAACCCGCCCAAGUAUGAGCCGAUCAGCUGUGGCGAUUGGUGUCAACUCCGCUUCAAACUUGAAGCAGAGCGUAUGGCAAAGAUGCUAGCAGAGCGGGAGGCCACUGCCAGAUCGACAGCCCAGUCGACAGACUCCAAUUAA